Camelina sativa (false flax) is the source of this 2098-nucleotide messenger RNA. The record is from RefSeq and is a predicted model, not a curated record. NCBI's taxonomy places the organism in Eukaryota, Viridiplantae, Streptophyta, Magnoliopsida, Brassicales, Brassicaceae.
UCUUCUAUCCAAUCAUCGGUCCUAGUGAUUUUUCUAACAUGGUAGAGUAUUAGCAGCAAUUAAAGCAAAAAACUAAGACAGUUGCCAGAAGCCAAUAGGCUAUAUAUAAGCGUCGGUGUACAUCACCAAAAGUGAGAUUUAUUUUGUAUACUAAUUCUUUGAUCAGAAAUUUUUGUAUACCAUUUCUGAAACAAAUUCCAAAUUUACACAAAAUACAAAUCCUAUUUCUGGAAAGCAAAAAAAAAAAACCCUAAAAACAGAACAGAUACAGAGAGAGAGGAAGAAGAGAAGAGAGAAAGAGAAAGAGAGAUAGAGAUAUCGUCUUCUCUUACAACCUCACAAGAAUCAAACCAAACAAAAGGUGACUUACGAUACUGAUCUCAAAAUCCGAAUAUUUUUCGCCAUUUCACGAAGAUCUAUCCGUUUCAAUGGCGGAUUUGCUUAGAAAAGUGAAAUCGAUGAAGAAGAAGCAGGAUCAGAGCAGUCAACAAGCUAUGAUCCUUGGCAAAUACGAAAUGGGUAGGCUUCUUGGCCAUGGAACCUUCGCUAAAGUUUAUCUCGCAAGAAACGCUCAAACUGGAGAAAGCGUAGCGAUCAAGGUAAUCGACAAAGAGAAAGUUCUCAAAUCCGGUUUAAUCGCUCACAUCAAACGCGAGAUCUCGAUCUUGCGUCGUGUUCGUCAUCCAAACAUCGUUCAGCUAUUCGAAGUCAUGGCGACCAAAUCCAAGAUCUAUUUCGUAAUGGAGUACGUCAGAGGAGGUGAAUUGUUCAACAAGGUAGCUAAAGGAAGGUUAAAAGAAGACAUCGCACGUAAAUAUUUCCAGCAGUUGAUCUCAGCCGUAUCGUUUUGUCACUUCCGUGGUGUUUAUCAUCGAGAUUUGAAACCGGAGAAUCUUCUUUUAGACGAAAACGGAAACCUAAAAGUCUCUGAUUUUGGUCUUAGUGCUGUUUCUGACCAGAUUCGUCAAGACGGGCUUUUCCAUACGUUUUGUGGUACGCCUGCUUACGUGGCACCGGAGGUUCUUGCUCGGAAAGGCUACGACGGAGCUAAAGUUGAUAUUUGGUCUUGUGGAGUGAUCUUGUUUGUGUUGAUGGCAGGGUUUCUCCCUUUCCAUGAUCGGAAUGUUAUGGCUAUGUAUAAGAAGAUUUAUAGAGGAGACUUUAGGUGUCCGAGAUGGUUUCCGGUUGAGAUUAACCGGUUAUUGAUUCGAAUGUUGGAGACUAAACCGGAUAGACGGUUUACAAUGCCGGAGAUUAUGGAGACUAGUUGGUUCAAGAAAGGGUUUAAGCAUAUUAAGUUUUAUGUUGAAGAUGAUCAUAAGCUCUGUAAUGUUGAUGAUGAUGAUGAUGAUAUUGAAUCAAUUGAAUCGGUUUCGGGGAGGUCUUCUACGGUUUCUGAACCGGAAGACUUGGAGUCUUUUGAUGGGAGGAGGAGAGGGGUUUCAAUGCCUAGACCGGCUAGUUUGAAUGCUUUUGAUAUCAUUUCGUUUUCUCCCGGUUUUGAUCUUUCCGGUUUGUUUGAAGAUGAUGGUGAAAGCUCUAGGUUUGUCUCUGGAGCUCCUGUGGCUACGAUCAUAUCGAAGUUGGAGGAAAUUGCAAAGAUUGUGAGUUUUACGGUGAGAAAGAAGGAUUGUAAAGUGAGUCUUGAAGGUUCAAGAGAAGGAAGUACGAAAGGUCCAUUGUCAAUUGCUGCUGAGAUAUUUGAACUGACUCCAGCUUUGGUUGUUGUUGAAGUUAAGAAGAAAGGAGGAGACAAAAUGGAGUAUGAUGAGUUUUGUAAUAAGGAACUCAAACCGAAAUUGCAGAAUUUAUCUUCGGAAAAUGGCGAAUCGGUUUCUUGUUCGCGUUCUUUGCCAGAUUUUUUACUUUCUGAUACUGAGUAGGAAGGUGAAAAAUGAAAAUUUGUUUUUGAUUUAGAUUUGUGAAUUAUAUGAGUUAAAGGAAUUGUAAUGUUCUUGUUCUUUGAAUGGUGUGUGAGAGGGCAUUAGAAUUUAGACCUAAAGACAGUGGUGAGAGAUCGAUGAAUCAUCAUUUAUCAUUUUAUUGAUAUGUAGAAAGGGAGAGGAAAUACAUAGAUUGAAUAAACAAGUUUGUUAUU